UGUAUUACACAUCUUCUAUCUACAAAUCCCUCCCACCCACAUGCUACGGUCACUAACCCACUAAUUAACUCCUUCCCUCUCUGCCUGUCCCUAGAAUAAAUACACACCUACUCUCGCUGCACUCUACACCUCCUCUCGCUGCACUCUCAGUGAUCACUGCCUUUCCUCACCCUCUCUCUUUCUCACCCUCUCUCUCUCUCUCUCUCUCUCUCUCCUUCUUCAUCAUUCCUUUUCUCCUGCACCUCUCUUUUCCUCUCCUCAACUCAACUGAGUAGCCAACAUGUCUGGACCUCCAGCACCCGGUAUGAACUUGGGCCAGUCGCGCAUGGAGAUGGCUAAGGAUGUCAAAGACGAGGACAAACUCUACAAGUUCGAAGGGGUGAUCUACUCCUCCAUCAUGAGCCCGGCCGAGAACCUGGAGGGCGCUAAGACCAUGGAGGCGCGGGCUGACGACGUGAUGCUGGUGGCCUAUCCCAAGUGUGGAUUCAACUGGAUGGUGGCUGUGCUGCGUAAAAUGAUGGCUGCGGCCAGCGGGAAGAAAGAAACCCCUGACAUGCCACCACUGAUCGAGUUCUUCUCUCCAGACACACAGAAGCUCAUAGCUCAGCGGCCGUCUCCGCGGUUUCUGGGGACUCACCUGCACCCCGUCAACAUCCCCGUUUCUUUUAAAGAGAAGAAGACCAAGAUGCUGGUGGUGUGGAGGAACCCCAAGGACACGCUGGUCUCCUACUUCCACUUCAUGAACAAGAACCCAUUGCUGCCCAGCGUGGAGUGGGACAAGUUCUUCUCAGACUUCAUGAGCGGAGAAGUGGUUUGGGGUUCAUAUUUUGACCAUGCUGUUGCCUGGGAUAAGCUCAUGGACGAUCCAAAUGUGAAGAUUAUAACUUAUGAGGACCUCAAACAGGACCUGAGUGAGGGCAUCAGGCAGAUCUCCCAGUUCUUUGGCUUCCCCCUUACUGAAGAGCAGGUCCAGACCAUCUACUCAGAGACAACCUUCAGCGCUAUGAAGGAAAGUGGUUCUCAUGGCAAACUGGGCAGCGUCUUCUUCAGGAAAGGUGAGGUGGGCGACUGGAGGAAUCACUUCAGUGAGGCCCAGAGCCAACAGAUGGACGAGGAGUUCAGCAAGAGACUAGCAGGAACCAAACUGGGGGCCCUGCUCCAAUACGACACCUACUGCAAGUAGGGAAAGGCAGCAGGGAUCACACUUCAUCUCUGUGGGCCCUGCUCCAAUACGACACCUACUGCAAGUAGGGAGCUGUUACACAGAUCCCUUGCUUAGUUGAGCAUUCGGUAUUUUCUAGCAUAUCAAUAAAAAUCAAUAAAACAUACCCAAUCUUCAGUGUAUAGAAAUCCCUACACAAAUAUGACACCUACUGUACUGCAAGUAUAGAUAAGCAUAGUGAUAAUGCUGUUGAAUAUGCUGUUAUUUGUAAUGAUUGAUUUUGAAUGAAAUACACGUGGCAUUUUGGGGUCAAAGUGAAUUCAUACAGAAGUGCAAGUGGUUGGAAAAUUAAUUCAUAAUCAAUAAAGUGUUUCUUUGCA
This is a messenger RNA of Alosa alosa (allis shad), 1542 nucleotides long. RefSeq names its product sulfotransferase 6B1-like. Gene Ontology annotation, cellular component: cytoplasm. Bases 281 to 1183 code for a protein of 300 amino acids. Gene Ontology annotation, biological process: sulfation. Gene Ontology annotation, molecular function: sulfotransferase activity. The transcript is spliced from 7 exons. The record is from RefSeq and is a predicted model, not a curated record. NCBI's taxonomy places the organism in Eukaryota, Metazoa, Chordata, Actinopteri, Clupeiformes, Clupeidae.